Durio zibethinus is the source of this 1237-nucleotide messenger RNA. RefSeq names its product LIM domain-containing protein WLIM1-like. Lineage: Eukaryota; Viridiplantae; Streptophyta; Magnoliopsida; Malvales; Malvaceae. The record is from RefSeq and is a predicted model, not a curated record.
ACACCGACUUCAAUAUGUCUGAGCUGUAAUCACAGACACGAGAAUUUUGAAUAAGAAAAAACAGACAGAUUAAAGCAGAGAGCAUCUCCUCUUUGAUGCUGGCUUCACAUCAACAAAGUUACUGAAUUUUGCUGCGAAAUUAAGUUUUGGUUGGUGUGGGAUUGAAAGGAAAGAUCUGAAAAAGCAUGGCAACCUUCGGAGGGACUACCCAGAAGUGUAAGGCAUGUGAAAAAACUGUUUACUUGGUUGAUCAACUCACUGCUGACAACAAAGUUUAUCACAAAGCUUGCUUCAGGUGCCACCAUUGCAAGGGUACCCUUAAGCUAAGUAACUAUAGCUCCUUCGAGGGUGUGUUGUAUUGCAAGCCUCACUUUGAUCAAUUGUUUAAGAUGACUGGUAGCUUGGAUAAAAGUUUUGAAGGAACCCCAAAAACUGUUAGGGUAGACCGAUCUGCAGACCAGGUCACCAACAGCAAAGUUUCAAGCCUGUUUGCUGGAACUCAAGAAAAAUGCGUGGCUUGCAAGAAAACUGUUUACCCUAUUGAAAAGGUUGCAGUUGAUGGCACUUCCUAUCAUAAGGCUUGUUUCAGGUGCACCUAUGGAGGCUGUGUGAUCAGCCCAUCAAACUAUGUAGCCCAUGAACAUCGUCCAUAUUGUAGGCAUCACCACAACCAACUGUUCAAAGAGAAGGGGAACUUCAGCCAACUUGACAAGCAUGAAGAAGUCAAGGGGGUGAGUGAGAACACUGUGGCCUAGGAAUCCUGUUUCCAAGCGUGAACCAGUUUCAACUUUUGAAGCAUAGAAGAGCUGUUUUUGGGUUUAUUUCUAUAUAGAAUGUUACAUAUUAUGUCAUUUGUCACCGGGGAGAAAUAUUCAGCAGAAGAGUUUGAGUUUUUUGAUAAAGCUUUUCGUGUGAGCUUUGAAUUGAUAUAUUAAAUAGAAAGUUGGUGUUCAGUCAUUUUCAAUAAACUAUGUUGAUAUAUCCCGAGACAUAUCCUGUUAGAUCUUUGAUUUGAAGGGCCUAAUUCUUUAAUAGCUGUCAUUUUGGUGAUCCAUGGUGCUUUUCUUUUCUAGCAAUGUUGAUGCAUUAUACAGCAUCAAAGAUUAUCAGUCAUAUAAAACUUCAGUAAUCCCCUAGGCUGGGAAUUCACAAGCAUGGUUUGAAUCAUUGAUGCAUUUCACCUGCAGAGGAGUUUGUUUUAUGGUGAAUGUCUUUUUGUUUUAUAGCAAUUCCCAAU